Molecule: messenger RNA, 858 nt
Organism: Rhizoctonia solani
Lineage: Eukaryota; Fungi; Basidiomycota; Agaricomycetes; Cantharellales; Ceratobasidiaceae
Product: tetrahydrofolylpolyglutamate synthase
Exons: 5
Coding region: 1-858 (285 amino acids)
Source: RefSeq, a predicted model, not a curated record
AUGUCGAGUCGAAAAUAUGUAUCAGACUCUUCUUCGGAUGUGGAGGUGAUCGAAGACUCUGAACCAGAGCGACAGGAGCGCUUGGCCCAGUUGAGACUCACGAAAAAACAGUCGCAGAAAGAGGUUGCAACGGAAGUGUUUAGCCAAAGUCAAACUUGGAUAUCGCGGGUUGAUGCGUUAACUCAAAAAUCUGUACCUUCGACAUCCGGUAGAACAACAAGCACCGCGAGCAUCGGAGCUCCGCCACGGAACGAAGCGCAAUCACCCAUUCGCCGAGCCGAGGUUUCGAGUGCGCGCGCCGGUAAACCCGCGCCGCCCCCUUGGCUAGCCUCUACCACAAAUUCAGCCCUGGGGGACCUGUCACCAAAUCGUCCUUAUAGCAAAACGGUCUCUCUCAAGUCAUCGAGCCAACCUUCCCCAGCCAAACAGAUUGAUCUCAACAGCUUUGCCUACCAAAAGCGUACCAUUGAACGUUCUGCGAGCUACUCGAACUCCUCGCGCCCUAAAAGCGGCUCUAAAAACAAAGACCAAGUUGUUUCUUUGGUUGCAUCUUCUUCCGACGUAUCCAAGGCCUCCAAGCAUGCCCCUGCCAAGAAACGAGGUCGUCGAGCCGAGCCCGAGAGUCCAGUCCUACAGCCUGUUGAAGACACCCGUAAGAUUAUUCUGGAACGUGGCGCUGCAUUACUAGGCGUGGCACCUGUUCUUGAUGCUGAGAGUCAACAGGAUGUGAUACCUGGAAUAUCAACCGAAAGCCAGCUUUCAAAAGAAAAACAAGAAGAAGAAGAAGAAGCAAGGUAUACCAUCUACCCAAACGUUUGCUCCAAGCAAGAUUGGAGAGCGCCCAAGGUUAUUUGGUGA